AUGACAACACAAUACUAUCCUGCUGCCACUCGGCCCCCAGGAAUUUCAGAGCUUAUCAAACGUCUCCAGAAAAACACGCUAGAUGCUCGCGAGUCGGAGGCCCUACGGGCGCUAUGCCAGACUGCUGUCAAGCAAGUCCUCAACGGAGCCAACAUUCCCACCUUUGCCUGGGAAGCCGCUCGGCUUGCUGAAGUUGUCCCAGAGCCCGAUUCUUGGGAGACCGAUAUCAGGUCGAAUACGCAGCAAUUUUCGGCCAUUGAAUGGGGCCCAGUGUUUGAUGCCCUGGUGAUGGCUUUGCACACCACCGAUACAUUCUACCCCAAGCUUCUGCGACUGCCCAUCGACCGCCAACCGUACUUUGACAGUCUCGUUCGGCAUGGUCUGGUGCACCGCUGGGCCUUGUAUUUCCGAAGAGAUAGUAGGCCAGUAUUUGUCUGCAGGUUUGGUAUCUAA
Aspergillus terreus NIH2624 is the source of this 453-nucleotide messenger RNA. RefSeq lists its product as uncharacterized. The record is from RefSeq and is a predicted model, not a curated record. The transcript is spliced from 3 exons. NCBI's taxonomy places the organism in Eukaryota, Fungi, Ascomycota, Eurotiomycetes, Eurotiales, Aspergillaceae. The coding region runs from base 1 to 453 and encodes 150 amino acids.